AUGGCGUCCACCACUACUCUCGUCACGCUCGAUAACUAUGCGUCCAAGAUGCCGGGGUGGGCUCCUAAUCAGCCCAACCACCUCUACGCCCUAGUUGACAUGGGAAGUAAUGGCAUUCGGUUCUCCAUCUCGGACCUUUCCCCCCCGCAAACUCGCCUCCUGAGGUGUCUGUACCGGGAACGCGCUGCUAUUUCCUUAUUUGACGCCCUCGACGCGUCUUCCUCCUCCCCUGGGAAUCUAGUACUACCACCAGAUACCAUCUCCCUAGUGGCCAAGACCCUGGCUCGGUUCAGGUCUAUUGCUGACGACUAUGGGGUGCCGGCCGAGCAUAUUUCCGUCUUUGCUACGGAAGCUAUGCGGACGGCCCAGAACGCGGCUUCGAUGCUGGAAGCUAUCCGAGCCGAGUCCGGCCUCGGAGUAUACGUUCUGGCUCCUCAAGUCGAGACGCUGUUUGGCGCCGUGGGCGCUAGGAGCGGAUUUACCUCGGCGAAGGGCCUGUUCCUCGACUUGGGCGGCGGCUCGGUACAGAUGACGUACCUCGACUCAUCUAUGGAGGACUACGAAAUCGUGACUGCGCAAACCGGGGAAAGCCUCCCCUUUGGAGCCGCUAAGUUGAUGAAGGUUUUCGAAAGUGACACAGCGAAGAUCCAAGUCGCCGACUUUCAUACGGGUAUGCGAAGCGCAGUCGCUAAGCUCGAGCGGCGAUUCCCGUCCCUGAAGGACGCGCAAGGAACAGAGAGCGAAGGCGUCGAUAUCUACCUCUGCGGUGGCGGCUUCAGAGGCUACGGAAGUAUCUUGAUGCACAGUGAUCCCAUCCGACCGUACCCGAUACCAGCCAUCGGGACCUAUACUGUCGGAGGCGCGUUGUUCAGUCGGACUCAAGAUAUGCGCAAGGUAAAUGCUGAAUUUGAUGGCAAGAUUUUUGGUAUGUCGAAACGACGGCGUCGGCAAUUCCCCGCUAUCGCCACCGUCGUAGAGGCAUUGGUCGGCGCCGUUCGCAAAAUCCGCACUGCGACAUUUUGCGCCGGCGGCAAUCGAGAGGGCGCUUUGUUUAUGAAGCUCCCGCGAGGCAUGAGAGAGGAAAACCCCUUACCCCUCCUCUACCAAGUCAGCGGCGACGUAGAGCUGGAGACCCAGCGCUCGGCAAUGGGAAUCAUAGGGUCUUCCCUCCCUGGCGACUUUGAUCUCUCCGAGGUUCCAACGGUUUUCACCCUGGGAAUUGGCCCGCUAUUUAUAAGCGGUAUAUGGUCGCGUACCGGGGAGCCAAGUGAGGCUAAUGCAUCGUUUGAACUUCAUCACGCCGUCAUACGUGACCCCAGCGUGCCUGGUUUCGCCCAUUUGGCGCGAGCGGUCUUGGGCCUGACCCUUUGCUCUAGAUGGGGAGCUAGUUUCGGUCCCAUCGACCAACAGCUGUACACGAAUUUGCAGAAACUUGUCAGCAGAGCAAAUCCAGAGGCGACCUUUUGGGCGGAAUACAUCGGCGCAGUUUCUAGUCUACUUGCUGAGGUUUGUCCAGCAAAGCCGGAUAGUCCUGAGAAACUGAGAAAUCUUAUCAAGUUCAACUCGGCCGUGACACUCGGAAGGAGGAAAGCAAAGAUCCACCUGACGGUUUCGUUGUCCCCGGUGCUCUUCCGGGAUCUCAACCAUGAGGCCCUACAGAGUUCUUUCGAGAAGGUCGGCAGGCACCAGCACACUGCGGGCGGCCUGGGGAGGAAAGUCGAGCUCAGUGUACAGAAAAUGCAAUAUUAA
Messenger RNA from Durotheca rogersii, 1749 nucleotides. Its product is annotated as Ppx/GppA phosphatase. Bases 1 to 1749 code for a protein of 582 amino acids. Gene Ontology annotation, biological process: regulation of transcription by RNA polymerase II. The transcript is spliced from 3 exons. The record is from RefSeq and is a predicted model, not a curated record. Lineage: Eukaryota; Fungi; Ascomycota; Sordariomycetes; Xylariales; Xylariaceae.